Ornithodoros turicata is the source of this 4533-nucleotide messenger RNA. RefSeq lists its product as uncharacterized. The record is from RefSeq and is a predicted model, not a curated record. The transcript has a single exon. Gene Ontology annotation, biological process: DNA integration. Bases 1 to 4533 code for a protein of 1510 amino acids. NCBI's taxonomy places the organism in Eukaryota, Metazoa, Arthropoda, Arachnida, Ixodida, Argasidae. Gene Ontology annotation, molecular function: zinc ion binding; nucleic acid binding.
AUGGAAACGGAACUAACAGAAAAGUUAAUUGCUAUGGGCAAAAACCUAGGCUUUGAGGGAAAGGAGCUUCAGGAAUGGGUCAAAGUAGAACGCGACAGAGCGCGUGAGGACCGAGCUGCCGAGCGCGAAAGAAGAAAGGAGGAAGCCGAAGCCACAGAGAGGUUGAGACGAUUAGAGCUCGAAGCCGCGAAGGAAGAUUUCGACAGGAAAAUGAUGCAGCUUGAGAAGGAAAAGGAGCUGCUCCUACUAAAGGCAGAAAAUGGUAAUCGGGGAGGAACGGAAACUCCCCACAUGGAUUCCAUAAAGUUUCAUGGGCUGAGUCCCCAUAAGUUGUUGCCACCCUUCGAUGAUCGUAAAGACGAUUUAGACGCUUACCUUGUCAGGUUUGAAAAGGUAGCCGAGGGUCAAAAGUGGGCCAGAGACCAGUGGGCAAGUGCCCUUAGUAUCUGUUUGACAGGUGAGGCAUUGGCGGUCUACGGUAGAAUGUCUCCGGCAGACUGCGUUGACUACGACAAAAUAAAACAGGCCCUGCUGCACCGGUUUAGAUUAACCGAAGACGGAUUCCGCGAGAAAUUCCGUGACGCUACGCCGAAAGAUGGCGAGACAGUAUCCCAAUAUAUCGCCCGCCUAGAAAAUUAUUGGGAGAGAUGGAUGGAACUCUCUGGCACUAAAAAGGACUACAACGAAGUAAAGCGAUUACUUCUAAAGGAGCAGUUGUUCAGCCACAGCGAAGAGAAGUUAACCCUCUAUAUGCGCGAACGAAAGGGAGAAGAAUUGAAGGAACUCGUAACGCGAGCAGAGCAGUACGUAGAAGCUCACAACCUAAGGAAUUUCGGAAAGAAAUCAAGAGGAGGAAAAGAGGAAGGCAGGAACAAUGUCGAGAGAAGGAAUGAGCCCAGUCAUAAACGAAGCGCCGUCAGUGAAAGGGAUCGAUCGCGAUGCUACAUUUGUAACAGGAUCGGACACCGACCACAAGAUUGCAGAAGCGCCGCGGCGAGACCACCACCACCACCGAAGUGCAAACGAUGCGGUAGGAUGGGACACAGCGCCUGGAACUGCAGAGCUCGGGCCGAUGAAGAGGCGAAAUCAGCCGACAAGGGGUUGUCUCAGGAGUCAGUAUCCUUGUGCAUACAAAAAGGUUUUGUAGAAUUAAAAGGCGGCACGAAGAUUCCCGUGGUACAGACGGCCGUGUCAGGAAGUAAGGGCCCAUAUGGGGUAAACAAGUUGCCAGUCUCGGAAGGCAAAAUCGGCGAAAGAACUAUCCAAGUUCUCAGAGACACUGGCUGCAACACGGUGAUCGUAAGAAAAGAUUUGGUGAGCAGCGAAGAGCUAACAGGAGCCGUACACCCGGUAUUCCUAAUUGAUCAAACCGUGAAAAUUCUCCCCGAAGCGGAGAUUUUCGUGCGAACUCCCUAUUUCACGGGUCGAAUUAGAGCCCGGUGCAUGGAUAACCCCAUGUACGACCUGGUCCUAGGCAACGUUGAAGGGGUACGGAGCGCCGAAAAUCCAGAUCCCGAUUGGGACCCAGUUGUGACGAAGCCGGUCGCGAAAAUCGAAUCCGUUCCCAGAGCUACACCCAUUUCCGCCGAACUUAGCCAUUCCAAUGACGACGAGCGCACCGACCUAAAGGCCCACGCAAACGACUCGCAAUGCUCGAUCGAAGAAAAUGGUAGUUUUGAAACUCAUGCUGUCGUCACAAGAAAACAAGCGCGGGAAAGGGACACGGUUUUUCGCAGACUGAAGGUCCCCGAAUUAGCAGAGGGAUUCAAUGCGGAGGAUUUUGUCCGGGAUCAAAAAGAGGACGCAACCCUGCAAAAAUGUUUCGCCGAAAUGGGCGUAAUGAAGAAAGGAAGAAAGAAGGGGGGCGGAAGCACGUGCUACGAGCUGGUUGACGACAAACUCUACCGAAAAUGUACGAGUAAUGAAGGCGGAGAAGAAAUCCUGCAGCUCGUGGUACCCAAAAAGCACCGACAUGUAGUGCUCGAACUGGCGCAUAGCGGAAUGAUGGCCGGACACCUCGGAAGCGGAAAGACGGCGGACCGAAUUCUCAGCGAAUUCUACUGGCCAGGACUUCAAGCCGACACCAGGCGUUUCGUAGCCAGCUGUGAUAUUUGUCAGCGCACUACUCCAAGGGGUAAGACAGCUAGGGCCCCACUGCAGAAGAUGCCCGUGAUAGACACGCCAUUCAAACGGGUAGCCAUCGAUAUAAUCGGUCCAUUGCAACCACCGUCGUCACGAGGGAAUAAAUUCAUCCUAACCCUCAUGGACGACGCAACGCGAUUUCCCGAGGCGGUAGCAUUGCCGAGUAUUGAAACAGAACGGGUCGCCGAAGCGCUGGUGAACAUCUUUAGUCGAGUAGGGAUUCCCGAAGAAGUCCUCAGCGACCGCGGAACUAAUUUCACCUCCGGCUUGAUGAAAGAAGUAGCCAGGCUAUUGUCAAUACGGCAGCUAACGACGACACCGUACCAUCCGAUGACAAACGGAUUAGUGGAAAAAUUCAACGGGACACUAAAGACGAUGCUGAAAAGAAUGUGUGCCGAAAGACCCCGUGAUUGGGAUCGGUAUCUUUCCCCUUUACUUUUUGCAUACAGGGAGGUUCCUCAGGAGAGCUUAGGCUUCUCCCCUUUUGAGCUUCUCUAUGGACGCAACGUCAGAGGACCCCUAACUAUCCUGCGAGAAUUAUGGGUCGAAAAAGAAAUUGAGCCUGAACUGAAGAGUACAUAUCAGUACGUUUUCGAUUUGCGAAACCGCCUAGAAGAUACGUGCAAGAUUGCGCACGAAGAACUCGAGCGAGCCUCCGAGCGAUACUCUCGAUACUUUAAUGCACGGUCGCAGAAUCGACAGCUUAAACAGGGAGAUAAGGUACUCCUCUUGCUACCGACAGAGGCGAACAAGCUCACGAUGCAAUGGAAGGGGCCUUUUCCCAUCGCUGAAAAACGAGGAGCGGUUGACUACCUCGUCGAUUUGGGCCACAGGAAGAAACUUUUCCACAUAAAUCUGCUAAAAAAAUAUGAAGGGAGAAGGACGGCUCCCGAUGCGACAUCAACGCCGGUAGCCAUGACAGUACUCGAACUCGACGAAUCCGGCGACGACGUCGACAUUCCGGAGUUCAACUGCAGGCCCAAGGAAACCCACCUGGAUAUUCAAGUUGCACAGACCCUAAGUGAGGAGCAGAAAAAGUCGUUGCAUAACGUGAUACAUAGGUAUGAAAAGGUGUUUUCUGAUGUUCCGGGGAAAACGACGGAAAUCGAAUGUCAUCUCCAAUUGAACACGAAUCGGCCUAUUAAUGUAAAACAAUAUCCCCUGCCAUUCGCGGUGCGUCACACCAUUGAAGACGAAGUAAAGGAGAUGCUACGACUUGGUAUCAUCGAAAAAUCGAAGUCUCCAUACAGCUCCCCUACCAUCAUAGUCAAGAAACCGGAUGGAUCCAACAGACUCUGCAUCGACUUCAGACAACUUAACCGACAUUUAGUAGCCGAUGCUGAACCCAUCCCAAGAGCCGACUCCUUGCUGUCGGAAGUAGGAAGACAAACGUACUUCUCCAAAAUGGACAUGACCAAAGGCUAUUGGCAGGUGCCUCUGAGUGAGGAAUCGAAGGAAUUCACCGCAUUCUCGACUGCAAAUGGCCACUAUCAUUUCAAGAACAUGCCGUUCGGGAUAAAGACUGCUCCCGCAGUAUUUGCGAAGCUGAUGCGCCACAUCCUGCAAGACAUCCCGAAUGUGUACCAUUACUAUGACGAUUUGCUCAUAGCUACGACGACGUGGGAAGAACACGUUGCCAUCUUGCAGACGGUACUGCAUCGAAUCGAGAAAGCAGGUCUGACAAUAAGACCCACAAAAUGCGAGAUUGGAUUUCGCCAGCUUCCUUUCCUGGGUCACAACAUAGGAAUAGGAAUCCUGACGCCACAACACUCCAUCCUACAGAGGAUCCAGGACGCGCCGAGACCAAAGACUAAAAAGCAGGUGCGCUCCUUUUUGGGUCUCGCAGGUUACUACCGUGACUUCAUGGCGAAUUACGCAGCGGUCGCCGCACCAUUGACCGACCUUACCAAGAAGAGAGCAGCUAAUGUAGUUGUGUGGACGGAGACCCAUCAAACUGCCUUUGACGCUCUUAAGAGUGCAUUGUCCGAACCCCCCAUCCUGAGGGCUCCCGACUUCUCUAAGCCCUUCGUACUUAGAACGGAUGCCUCUGAUGUUGGACUAGGUGCUGUGCUUUUGCAAGAAGGGGAAACUGGACUGCACCCCAUUGAGUACGCCAGCCGGAAAUUAUGCCCACGAGAACAAGCAUAUUCCGCUAUCGAAAAGGAAUGCCUUGCAAUUGUGUGGGCAAUAAAAAUAUUUCAUGUGUUCCUAUACGGUACUCACUUUGUACUCCAAACGGACCAUCAACCUCUGAGAUACCUAAAUGAGGCUAAGUUUAUCAACAUGAGAGUUCUUCGUUGGGCCCUGACCCUUCAGGAGUAUGACUUCCGGGUCGAGCAUAUCAGGGGCCAGGAAAAUGUAGGAGCGGACUACAUGAGCCGACUCGACUAA